Molecule: messenger RNA, 1860 nt
Organism: Talaromyces proteolyticus
Lineage: Eukaryota; Fungi; Ascomycota; Eurotiomycetes; Eurotiales; Trichocomaceae
Product: armadillo-type protein
Exons: 3
Coding region: 308-1777 (489 amino acids)
Biological process (GO): actin cytoskeleton organization
Molecular function (GO): actin binding; small GTPase binding
Source: RefSeq, a predicted model, not a curated record
ACCAUCAGCCUACUCUAGCUCAAAAACCACGACCAAAAUCAGAUUACAUUUCGUCUGGUACAACGAAAAUGCGGGAAAUGUUGGGGCAAAUCCAGCGCAUGCCAUCUGAUAAACAAAGUAACCCAGAGAAGUAUUCUCAGAACCAUGUCUCUUCGGAUGUUCGUUCUAGCCAGGAUUCAAAAAGAAACUCUAGCCGAGUCAUGGCUGCUGUUUCCGCUCUCAAUGCUAAGGAAACUGAAAACCGAAAGUCUGUUGAUUCCAAGCAAAUUGAAACAAUAGCUAGGAUGCACGGAACAUCCCUCAAAACAUGCGUGACAAGAUGCGAGCAUUGGACACUAGCAUCAAAGCCGACUUCAUACAGAAAAACCGGACUGAGAGCUCUUGCCCUAAUUCAGCUACAUCAAGCACUUUCGAUAGUGCUGGUCGCCGUGGUAGGAAGGAUGCCGGUACAAAUUCGUCCCAUGGCCGCGAUAAGAGCGCUCGUUCUCGGUCGAGGGGUCGAUCGCCUUUCAGCAUGUCAAGAGGCGACCUGUCUCCGUCUAAGAAACAUCAGAAAUCGGACAGCACUAGCUCUACCAAACGUCCAAAAUCUAUCGAACUUGCACGCCCUUACUCAUCCAUGCUGCCAGGAGCGUCCGCUUCGGUCACGUCUCUGCAAGCUGCGGCCCACACAGACACAUCUGCCGACCCAGCCGAUUUCAUCCAUUAUCUGAGGGAAGUUCAAAAGCCAGAGCUGGUUGAAGUCGGCAAGCUUCACAAACUUCGAUUGCUUCUUAGAAACGAAACCGUCUCUUGGGUUGAUUCGUUCAUUGCGGACAACGGUAUGGAUGAGGUUAUCCAGCUUCUCUACCGUAUCAUGGCCGUUGAAUGGAGAGAGGACCAUGAGGACACCUUGCUUCAUGAAACUUUACUUUGCCUGAAAGCUCUCUGCACAACCUCGCUAGCACUGCAGAGGCUGACCCUAGUUGCGAAGAAUCUUUUCCCAGCGCUGCUGAGCAUGCUGUUUGAUGACGAAAAGAAGGGACCAAGCGAAUUUACUACUCGAGGAAUUAUCAUCAGCCUUCUUUUUACCUACCUCUCGACUGCAUCCACACAGGCAAUGUCGGAAUGCGCAUCCGAAAUACUCACCUAUCUGCGCGAUCCUUGCCCAGAGACCCAGCAAGUUGAUUUCAUUGCUAAUAUCUAUCAGCCUCGACCAUACCGUGUGUGGAGUAAGGAAGUAACUAAUGUAACCAAGGAAGUGUUUUGGAUCUUUCUGCACCAUUUGAAUGUCAUUCCAAUUGCCUCUAGGGAUGACAGUAUCAUAGACCAGGAACAGGACUAUGUCAAGAGACAUUUUCCCGUACCGCGCCCCCCGGUUCCUGCGGCGCCUUAUGUUGGUGGGGUGGAAUGGGAUGCCACCAACUACCUCGCCGCACAUCUUGAUCUGAUGAACGGUCUUAUUGCAUGUCAACCUACUCGGGAGCAGCGAAACACUCUGCGCGAAGAGUUGCGCGCUUCAGGCUUUGAAAAAGUCAUGGGCGGCAGCAUGCGAACCUGCAAGGAAAAGUUCUAUGGCGCCGUACACGACUGCUUGAAAACGUGGGUCUCCGCUGCUCGCGAGGAUGGCUGGGAUUAUCGCUUUGUUCGUGAAGGCCCUGAGCCUGGUUCUCCUGCCAAGUCUCCGACCAAAAGUCCACAAAAGAAGAGAGUCGAGGAACCUCCAAAAAUCGCACUUGCCAUAGACUUGGAAAAAAAGGCUCCUGCAAAGGAGGCUGAUCUAGAUGGAUGGAUCUAGAGCCCGGUGAUAUCACUAACGAAUUUUCUUUCUUUCUUUGUGUUUUUAUUUCUCAUUACAAUUGGCGUUGGAGGAAUGGCGUU